AUCUCCCGACUCGUUGCACGAGAAAAUGGCAGCCCCGCUGCGGCUUGGCUAUUUUGAGAAGAUAGAACCCUGUAGUUCAGAGACUGAAGGAGAGCAUUUACCAGAGCCAAGGAGCGGCCACAGACUGGUAGUGGAUGACAGCAAUCUUUACAGUAUUGGAGGUUACAAUCCACUGUUUUGGGCGGUAGAAAAUACAGAGGACACCUAUUACCCAUUAUUUAGGGAGUUAUGGAGAUUUAACUUUGCCACUCGAAGAUGGGUAAAAGAAAAGUGUGAGGGCAACAUGCCUUGUGAUUUGGCAUCACAUUCAGCAAUCCUGGUGGGACGUAAAAUCUUGGUGUUUGGAGGAACAGGUGUCCCGUUUGGGGAGAAGAGUAGUAAUGAUUUGCAUGAAUAUUGCUUGGAUAAAGCAUUGCGAUCCAUUGAGUGCAUUGGGGACCUUCCACAGAAGAAGUAUGGUCAUGCAAUGGUGCUCCAUGGGAACUUUUUGUAUAUUGUUGGUGGGACAACUGGCUAUGUAUACAACGCAUCUGUUCACAUAUUAGAUCUUGAUACCUGUGUGUGGCGAAGUCCUGACCUAGAGAAAGUGCCGAAAGGAAGAUACAGACAUGAGGUGGUUUGUGAUGGCAAGUACUUCUAUAUGCUCGGUGGGGGGACUGCUGUGACUGUUUCUGGAUUCAGCGAGAUACCUGUAUUUGACCUGAAGGAAGAGAAGUGGAAGAUCAUUCGAGCUCAACCUGAUCCUCAGCACGGCUUUCCUGCUCCUAGACGAUGUCAUGGAUGUGUGCAAUAUAGUAAUGUGGCAUACAUUAUUGGUGGACUAAAUGAAGGCUCUAUUUUGGGAGACCUGUGGGGUUUUUGUCUCAAACGACUCAAAUGGUUCAAACAUCCUGCCUCCAUGCCCUGCCCUGCAUAUUUUCACUCAGUUGGAGUUUCAAAGGAGGGAUGCCUAACGGUGUUUGGUGGAGUGAUUUGCAUUGACAAUGAACGCUCAAACGAAAUUUUCCAAAUAUGGCUUGACGUACCUUCGUUGAAGGAGAUGUGUUGGCAGACAAUUUGUAGAUCUACAUCUCUUAUUCAACAUUUUUCACGGAAAGAGUUGUAUGGACUAGGAGUCCCAUCAGAAUUUCUUGACAGAAUUUCUUAGCAUAGUUUAUUAACAUUAAUAGUCAAACUCACAUGUUUGCCUUGUGUUAUUCUGUUCCACUUUAUGCUGUGAUGUAAAGCCUUGAUGAUUUGGUGAUUGUUCACAGUUCUUUAACAGGACAGCAUCUGAAAGCAAGUUUAGGAGAUUUACCAGGUUAAUUUAUUGAAAUUAAGCUGCCGUGGUUAUGCCUUUUAUUCCUUUAAAAUAUGAUUUGUAUUUGAAUGGCACAAAUGAUGUUAUUGUAAGAUUCAUCCUUGUUUUUCCAGAUGUGAAAUUGUGGGGGAAAAAACACACAAUUUUUACUUUAAAGUGGUUUUACCACACUUUUAAAUUGAGUGGGGAGUAAAAUAAUGAAUAAUUCAUUGCCAGUUUGUGUGGAACAACAUUAUCUCACCAUUUGUUCUAUGGAAUUUAACAUAAGACUGAACUAUUACUUGUACAUUCAUCUCAGAAUUUGCUCAAGUAGGCAAAGUGUGCCUUUUAGCUCGUAUGUAAAAAAAACACAGUGAGAGGUUAUGUCAUACCCCAUUGGUGUCCUGAGACUGUUAAAUUACUUUAACCGAAUUAUCCAUGUAUUACCUAUACACAAUUCGGCCACUUGUAACACGCUUCUGCCCUUACUAAAUAGAGCCCAAUUUACAACAUUCAAGACUUGGUUACCCCUAUGUAGUAUAAUCCAUGUGUUAAGGUAAAUGUUCAGGGUGUUUUCUCACAAAGUACCGGGGGUUAUUUAGUAAUGAUUCAUUCAGAAUGUAUUGCGUGCAUUCAUCUCAGAUUUUUCAUACAUGUGAAGCCUAAUAACAUGAUGUUCUAUCAUUUAUACUCUCCAUGUAUGAGUCUUAUGUGUAUUAGAAUCCAGUUGUUGAUGUAAUUGUUAAAGGUGAUAUCUCAAAAAUGUAUUGAACUGAAGUACUACAGAUGAGCUCUUUGGUAGCCUUAUUAAAAUACUCCCAUAAAGCACGUCAUAAUAUAUGUACAUAUACUGGCUAAUGUAAAAAAUUUCAGACGACCUUGUCAUGCAAUCACAUUUACAUUCUAGUCAUGAGAAAAUAGUUGAAACCUGAGGGUAUUGAAAUAAGGUAUUGUGCAAUAUAUUAUUUGUCUAUAAUUCUUUGGUACAUGAAAUAUGCAACAUUGUAAAUACAGCUGAGGUUCAUCAAAACUUUGAAACCAUAAAAACUUGACCCACAUGUUUAUAAACUGAUCCUAAUUGGACAAUAUUUAUACUAAAACAUGUAUAUUAAUAAAAUGCAUGCACUGGGUAGAAAACACAAUUUGUCUUCCUACACUAUGUGCCAAUUUUGAAAGACAUGAAGCCAUUUGUGUUUUAUCCUUUCAGUUUCAUGCAUAAAAACAGUAAUGCAAGUAGUUAUGAUAUGGAUUUUUGUUUGUAUAUUUUAUUAGUUUCAUCUUUUUAUUUCUUUUCUUAAAUUUCAGUUUUUCAUGUGGAUCUUGUUUCAUUCCACCUGUACUGAGAUUUAUAGUUUAGAAUGUUUUAAUACAUGUAGUUCAGCCCCUGUCUGUGUCAGACUGUUUGACAUUGUUGAAUUAUGAAUAUGCCUCUAUCUUAUGCUAGAAAGCACAGGGUUGUGCUCUUACAGCUGACAUAGUCAUCUGAUAUCGCUAUCAAUACUGACGUUUUGUUAGCUGUAUCUGAAGAAACACUUGCCAGUAUUUGAAUUCUUACUUUGUGUAUUAGGAAAUUAUUUCACUCUCAGAAAUUAAAUGUUUGAACGACUAUUUUGGUUUGUGCGAAGUUUUGAACUCUCCAAAUUUCUUGGCUACAGUACACAUGGAAUUUUAUUGAUCUCCACUUUGAUUACUUUUAAAAGUAAAAAAAAAAAAACCCAGUUUAAACCAUUUCUUUUUAUCGUAUCUUUUUUUCAGUGUAAUGUUUUCCACGAAAACUAUCAAAAAGUGUUUCGAAAUAUUUUUUAUAUGUGCACGUUGUACAUGUUGUUCAGAAUAAAUUAAAGUUCUGUAUUGAUA
This is a messenger RNA of Liolophura sinensis, 3136 nucleotides long. RefSeq names its product kelch domain-containing protein 10-like. Gene Ontology annotation, biological process: positive regulation of stress-activated MAPK cascade. The record is from RefSeq and is a predicted model, not a curated record. Lineage: Eukaryota; Metazoa; Mollusca; Polyplacophora; Chitonida; Chitonidae. Gene Ontology annotation, molecular function: protein binding.